Caenorhabditis elegans is the source of this 569-nucleotide messenger RNA. RefSeq names its product EF-hand domain-containing protein (gene cal-8). The coding region runs from base 6 to 443 and encodes 145 amino acids. Gene Ontology annotation, molecular function: calcium ion binding. The record is from RefSeq and is marked reviewed. NCBI's taxonomy places the organism in Eukaryota, Metazoa, Nematoda, Chromadorea, Rhabditida, Rhabditidae. The transcript is spliced from 5 exons.
CUAAAAUGGACUCACUGAAAGAAGCUGAAAUUCGUGAAGUAUUUCGAGAGUUUGAUAAAAAUGGAGAUGGAAGAAUUACAAGACAAGAGUUGGAGGUUGCUCUUCUUCAAUUGGGAGAAAAAGCGAGCAAUUCGAAGAUUGAGACAAUGAUUGAGCAAGCUGAUUUAGAUGGAAAUGGAUGUAUUGAUAUAGAUGAGUUUUUGAAUGUACUCCGACGACAAAUCUGUGAUCCGAAAGAAGAACGAGAAUUGAGAGAUGUUUUUAAUGUGUUCGAUAAAAAUGGAGACGGCGUGAUUUCCAUCGAUGAUUUAAUUUUUGUUAUGUGCCAAUUGGGAGAGAAGUUAACUGAAACUGAAGCGAAAGAAAUGAUAAAACAAGGAGAUCUAGAUCAUGACGGAAUGAUCGAUUUUCAAGAGUUCGUCAAUAUCAUUAAGGGCCAAUAAUCAAAAGAAUCAAAAACUAUCUCAUCAAUGCUUUUCCAUUCCUUCGCACAGCUGAUCUACAUCUCAUUUUUCUAUCGUUUAAUUUUUGUGUACAUAUUUAUAAUUAUUGAUUAAAAAUUAAAACAA